GGAGAAAACGGGAGAAAGCAACGUCGCAGUAGCACUGGCAAGGAUGACGACGCCGGACGUGCAGACACAGGGAGGGAGCGCCGCCACAGACGAAGGAAAAGGUAAAAGCCUACAUUGUGUAGAUCGUGUCAGCUGAGCCUGAAUGCUGCGUAUCUAUGCAGGGCGCCGCGCUGGUUUGCGAGACCAAAAGCCAGUCGACUACAUUCGUGCAGCUCAAGGGUUCACAAAGGACUCUAAUGACGACGACGAUUACGUCGAUGACCCGAUGGACACGUUAGCAGACGCUGCCACCGAAGAUGCAGACAUGCAGGAACUGGUGGAGGAGAACGACGGUAUAGCAGCCAAUGCUGCCGCUAAAGUUGCACCGGCAAACGUGUCGACCAAUGUUGCUGCAUCUGACCCCGCUAUAGUUGCUACCUCUGGGAAAGUUGCAGCAAAAGACCCCGCUAAAGUUGCGCCAACAGUUAACACGGUCGCCAAAGCAGCAGAGCCAGCCGGCACCACAGAUCUUACCGAAGAAGAAGCUGAAGUUAACCAGGAAGACGUAGAAGACGCAGACGGCCAAGAAGGCAACGAAAGUAACGUUGCUGACGGCAACACUUCUUUGGCGCGCGCGAGUGUUGCUCGAACGACAGCAGGUGUGCCAAAGACUAACCAAAAACGAAAAAGAUCUUACGCACAGAAUGAAGAAACGGACGUCGACGAUGAUGAUGACGUCAGGACAACUAGUCCAGUGUCCAAACACGCUAAGAUGUCAUCUUCGGCGGAAAGACGCUUACCUCGGCGGAAGACUAAGACCUUCGAGGAUCGUGCGAAGAUGCUCAAAUCGCACAAACCUAUAGACAAUUUUGUGCCCGAACUACCUGUGAAGACGUUUCACAGUUGGGAUGAAUUCCACACAUUACUACAGAGCUACGAAGAAGACAAUUUCUUGCGCUUCCGUGUACGAAGUUCUGAAACUAGGGCGAAACACAACAGCCGUCCUGGUGCAGUUCAAAUUCCUGAGCAUUUAUCGCAUAGUUUUAAGAGGAUGCGGUGCACGCACGGUGUGAUGCAAGCUUCACGUGGGGAAGGGCGGCGAGAUCAUGGCUGGAGAUACACUGGGUGUGACGCAAGCUUCACGAUUCGUUCAAGAAACGCUGUGAAGAAUGGAGUCGCUAGGUGGGAAGUGGCCGUUGAACUUGAAUCGGAAAUCUCAAAGCACAACCACAAAACCAGCAAGACUAUCUACGAUUCGUACCGAGGGGCCAAGUCGAUGCCUCUACCGUCAAAGGUUCGCGAAGACCUCGGUCUUUUGACAGACAUGAAGGCCAGCACUGCUGAUAUCAACCGAUACCUUUCAGAUAAACUUGACAUGGUGUUGACUACACAGCAAACUAGAAACAUAUUGCAAGAAGUACUGGGGUCUACAACAGUGGAGAGGACCAGAGUGCUACUGGAUACAUUUGUGGAGGAGGACAACAACGAUGUUCUUCGUGUACAAGAUCAGAUGGGCAUAACGUGUGUCAUUGCUAUGCAGACAUCGCUUCAAAAGAAAUGUUUCGAGCAGUGGGGCGACAGUUUGGUAAUGGAUUGGACGCACGGUACCAACAACUUGGGUUAUCAUUUGGGCAGUUUGGUGGUUACGUCAGCUACUGGAAGAGGAAUCUUAAUUAUUGAUUUUCUUGCUCUGGAUCAAAAAUUUGCCACAAUGGAGUACAUUGUCGAAUUUUUCAAGCGACACAACCCGUCUUGGAAAAGCAUCAGGACAAUUGUUAUCGAUAAAGACUUUGUGGAAUGGCGUGUGCUUGAAAAGGCGUUCCCUCACGCCAAAGUACUUCUGUGUCAGUUCCAUGCGCUCACGUAUUGGAGGAAGGUUUGCAGAAGACCGAAGUUUAACCUGAAUAUGGUGCAGCGGGACACCAUGGAAGCUGCGUUCGCAAAGCUGAUCUACUGGUACGGACAGCUCAAUUGA
Molecule: messenger RNA, 1954 nt
Organism: Phytophthora nicotianae INRA-310
Lineage: Eukaryota; Oomycota; Peronosporomycetes; Peronosporales; Peronosporaceae
Exons: 6
Coding region: 143-1954 (603 amino acids)
Source: RefSeq, a predicted model, not a curated record